Sinocyclocheilus grahami is the source of this 1515-nucleotide messenger RNA. RefSeq names its product follistatin-related protein 4-like. The coding region runs from base 1 to 1515 and encodes 504 amino acids. Gene Ontology annotation, cellular component: plasma membrane; neuronal cell body; axon. Gene Ontology annotation, molecular function: axon guidance receptor activity; protein binding. Lineage: Eukaryota; Metazoa; Chordata; Actinopteri; Cypriniformes; Cyprinidae. Gene Ontology annotation, biological process: synapse organization; homophilic cell-cell adhesion. The record is from RefSeq and is a predicted model, not a curated record. The transcript is spliced from 10 exons.
AUGACCCGGUACUGUGGAAAGGCUGUGCCUCCAGUAAUCCUGGUCUAUCCGGAGACUCAGGCCCAGGAACCCGGCGUCGCUGCCAGCUUGCGCUGCCAUGCAGAUGGUAUUCCAAACCCUAAACUCACCUGGCUGAAGAACGGCCUGGACCUGCAGCCGCACGCAUCCAAGCAGAUUUCACUUCUCGCAAAUAGCAGUGAGCUUCACAUCGGUAGUGUGCGUUAUGAAGACACUGGUGCUUAUACCUGCAUCGCUAGAAACGAGGUCGGUGUGGAUGAAGACAUCUCAUCUCUGUUUGUGGAAGAUUCGGGACGCAAGACAUUGGCCAACAUUCUCUGGAGGGAGGAAGGGCUCAGUGUGGGGAACAUGUUCUACGUGUUCUCCAGCGAAGGGAUCACCGUACUGCAGCCCGGCAACUGUGAGAUUCGCAGACGCAUCCCACGGACAGAGAAGAUUCUGGGUAGUUAUGACGAACUGUGUCCCAGAAGCACGGAGUGUGUAUGGGCGUCAGCGGUCAGUGUGAGGGACAAGUACGUGUACGUGUCUCAGCCGCUUCAGAACAGACUGCUGCUGAUCGACACACAGGCGCAGAGAGUCGUGCAGGCUGUGGAAACGGACGCCAUGCCCGUCAAACUCUUCUACGACAAAUCUCACGAUCAGCUGUGGCUGUUGAGCUGGAGAGACCUGCUGAAGUCCCGCUCUACACUGCAGGUGAUCACUUCUGCCAGCGCGGUGGAGCAGAGUCAAAUCAUCCGUACUCCAUUUGAAAGAGUGGAGGACUUCUACAUCCCUCCCACCAACCUCAUUAUCACCCACGUAAGGUUUGGCUUUGUCUACUUAAAAUCGGAGCCUGCGGUGCAUAAAAUCGACCUUGAGACCCUCCGUCUCAUCAAGACCAUCAGUCUGAAGAACUACAGCUGUAUCCCAGCCAGCAUGGCCUACACUCAUUUAAGCGGCUACUAUUUUAUCGAGUGCCAAGUCGAGGACCGUUCGGGUCCGAGCUCACAGCUUCUCAUCGACAGUGUAAGCGAUGCGGUCAUUGGACCCAAUCCCAACAUCAACGGCCAGCCAUUCAUCUCUCCAGACGGCCGCUUCGUCGUCUCCGUGGACAAGCGGCACGGAAAGCUCCAAGUCCAGACCGUCUCCUUCAGCGGCGAGCUGCGGACGAGCCAUGAAGCGGACGUCUCGACUCCCCUCGCAGACUUGGAGUUUCAGCCGUCCUUCACGGAGGCAAACCAGUACGUGGUCGUGGCCUCUUCGUCCCAGGGCUCGAAGCUAGUUUUCUCGGACCUGGCAUCGGGAAGAACGAAAGCCCUGGAGAACGUCAAGGAUCCGAUCCCGGCCACUAGCUGGCCUUGGGGAGACGCCAAUAGGGUGGUGGUCUCCAGCGGGGUGUUUGGAUGCUACUUGGUCACGUCAGCGGCCGAGUCCCUGUUCGUUCUGGAUGGCAAACAGAGCGGCCCUCACUGUGAGGUGUCAGACGUCAAGAGAGGGAACACAGUCAAUUCUCAUUAA